Molecule: messenger RNA, 1125 nt
Organism: Cricetulus griseus (Chinese hamster)
Lineage: Eukaryota; Metazoa; Chordata; Mammalia; Rodentia; Cricetidae
Source: RefSeq, a predicted model, not a curated record
UUUCUGUUUUGGAAUGUGCUUUUAUAUUGUCUUCUUCCCAUCCUUUCUUCUGAACGAUUCACAGUGACUGGAUUAGAGGGGCCAGUCUUGGCUCCAUUUGGUACAGUACUUGAGCUCAGUUGCCAGUUGUCUCCACCACAAAAUGCUCAGCACAUGGAGAUCCGCUGGUUCAGGACCCACUAUACACAGCCUAUUUACCUAUACAAUGAUGGCAAAGACCUGUUCGGAGAAAUUAUUCCCAAAUAUGUGGAAAGAACAGAGCUCCUGAAAGAUGCCAUUAAAGAAGGAAAUGUGACCCUCAGGAUCUUUGAUGUUAACCCUGAUGAUGAUGGGCAGUACCAUUGCAUCUUCAAAGAUGGAAAAUUCUAUGAAGAGCACAUCACGAAAGUCAAGGUCAUAGCUGGGAGCUCCCGUGUUCAGAUUCUUGUUCAUCCUCCUACUACCCAAGGUGUGAUAGUGGAGUGUCACUCCAAAGGUUGGUUCCCACGGCCUCACUUGGAAUGGAGAGAUAGCAGAGGAGAGGUCAUUCCAGCUGCAUCAAAAUCCUAUUCACAGGAUGCAGACAAAUUGUUUGAUAUGAAGAUGACACUUCUCCUUAGAGACAGCUCUCUCAGGAACAUCACUUGCUGCCUUUGGAAUCCUUUAACAAGCCAAGAGGAAAGCACAGUCAUUGUUCUACCAGAUGAAAUGUUUUCUUGGAAUUUUAUUUGGAAGACUACUGUGGGUGUACUUCUGGCUAUGAUGACACUCUUCAUCAUAUUUCGAAGUAUUAAACUACAUAUCCUAGAAGUCUUUGUUUCAGAUGCACAAUUCGAAUUGGAUAGUAUGUGGUUGGAUGACAUGACUGUGAUCCUGAGCAUGCUGAUGGUGUUUGUCAUCAUGCUCAUUUCCUUUAUUUACUUCAUACUGAGAGAUCUUCUAUUGAAAAUGCCAAGUAUCGAGUCAUUCUAUAAGACAAACCCAUAUAGUGUGGAGACAUAUAUCAGGCUGUGGAGCCUAGAUGAAAUAGAUCACUGGAGGCAUAUUCGCAUGUGCUAUGAAUUUAUGCCUGACCCCUACAUCAUCCUUCUCCUCCUCUUUUCCUCUUCCUUCUUUGUCUUCCACCUUUUCCUCGUCUUCUACUGA